AUGAAGAUCACCUCUUUCCUCACUUCCGCCCUUGUUGGGGCUGCCACUGCCCGUGACACAAUCUACCUUGUGAACUCUUCCAAAGGGAAUGAAGUCUCCAGCGGAAUGGCAUACUAUGGCGACGGCCACGAAUCAACCGGUGGAUCCCGUCCCGAUGACUAUGUCGACAUUGUUCAUGGAAGCAAUGUACACUGGGAGGGUCAGCCUGUAAAGGGAACUUUCGGCAGUGGUGUAUCUUUCACGUCAAACAUAUUUGCAGAUGCUGGUGGCAAACAAGGAAAUGCUUGGUCUGGCACGGGCACGAAUGGGUUCCAUACCUAUAACUGCUACAAGGGUACUGGGCCCAGUGGUAAGCCGUGGGUGUUGUACACUGUGGACGGCUGGACUGUUAAUGUUAUCUACUGGUGCUGGCCCUUUAACUAG
Fusarium sp. VM40 is the source of this 423-nucleotide messenger RNA. The record is from the annotation of a GenBank genome assembly. NCBI's taxonomy places the organism in Eukaryota, Fungi, Ascomycota, Sordariomycetes, Hypocreales, Nectriaceae.